AGAUUUAUAGCUAAAAUAUGCACUUUUUAUGAACAAAACAUAGAUUUAUUGUGUAACAUGUUAUAUGACUGUCAUCUGAGGUCGUUUUUUCUGGGCUCUUUAGGUUGGUUUUAGUUUAUUUCGGUUGGUUGUGCAUGCUACUUCAAUCAUAAUUCAUACUUCAUAAUCAUAAUUCAUACGUGUCUGUCCACUUUUGUAUUUGGUGGUGAGCUAACAUAAAUAUAUGUGGUGUUUUCUCUGUAAAACAUUUAAAAAAUCGGACAUGUUGGCUGGAUUGACAAGAUGUUUAUCUUUCAAAUGCUGUAUUGGACUUGUUAAUGUGUAAAAGUUAAAUAUUUUUAAAAAAUAGAUUUUGAAUUUCGCGCUCUGCAGCUGUUGUCAUUUUCGGUCCGAGGUCGGGCUUGCACCCCAAACAGGUUAACAGUUUGCAUGCUACUGAUUAUAUUCCUCUCCCAGAUUGGCAUGGUACAGUAGUGUAACGGAUGUGAAAUGGCUAGCUAGUUAGCGGGUGCGCGCUAGUAGCAUUUCAAUCAGUUACGUCACUUGCUCUGAGACUUAAGUAGUGUUGCCCCUUGCUUUGCAAGGGCCGCGGCUUUUGUGGAGCGAUGGGUAACAAUGCUUCGUGGUCGACUGUUGUCGAUGUGUGCAGAGGGUCCCUGGUUCGCGCCCGUGUUGGGGCGAGGGGACGACGUAAAGUUAUACUGUUACAUUGAUGCUGUUGACCCGGAUCACUGGUUGCCUCGGCCUUUGUGGAGCGAUGGGUAACGACCGUGCUUCGUGGGCAACCGUUGUUGAUGUGUGCAGAGGGUCCCUGGUUCACGCCCGUGUCGGGGCGAGGGGACGGUUUAAAGUUAUACUGUUACAUUGAUGCUGUUGACCCGGAUCACUGGUUGCUGCGGAAAAGGAGGAGGUUGAAAGGGGGGUGAGUGUAACGGAUGUGAAAUGGCUAGCUAGUUAGCGGGUGCGCGCUAGUAGCAUUUCAAUCAGUUACGUCACUUGCUCUGAGACUUAAGUAGUGUUGCCCCUUGCUCUGCAAGGGCCGCGGCUUUUGUGGAGCGAUGGGUAACGACGCUUCGUGGGCGACCGUUGUCGAUGUGUGCAGAGGGUCCCUGGUUCGCGCCUGUGUCGGGGCGAGGGGACGGUUUAAAGUUAUACUGUUACAGUAGCAAGAGAGAAGGUUGUGGAUGCUGUGUUCAUUUGUACCCCAGACCGUCAUCAUAAGCUUAUAGUAGAAGAGGAUACAUGUUACUCAAUCAAUCAAAUUUGCUAGCUAUGUCACAGAAUCUGAUCAACCAUUUCAACAACUAUUUUAGGAUGCACAGGGUCUGACAAGGUUACUCCUAAAAGUGUUUUGCCCUUUUGAUGCUACAGUGUCAAAAAGGAGAAUGACACUCAUGUUAACAUUUAGAAUCUAUGAUUGCUGUUCUAGGAUAGUGUGUUUUCUUGUCUUUUUGUCCAGGACCCUGCCAUAGCACUGGCAAAGAAAGGCUACCAUAUUCUUCUGGAGAAGCCCAUGGCUGAGGAGCUGUUGUAUAACAGCCAUGAGAUUUGAGUGUUUGACAUCCUCAUGGGGAAUGCCACCAAGCACUGCAGAGCCCAGCGCCCCAGUGGCCUUUGGUAUGGAUGGGAAGUCUUCAUCUCUGCUAUGGUGUCCAUAGGAUCUUCAUUCCCAGCACAGCCAUGGAUGUAGGGAGAAGUAUGGAGCUCCAAAAGAUGAACGGGCAACAUAGCAGGAACCUUGGCCCAGAUAAGCUCAAUUUAGACGAAGGGUUUGAUGGGCUGGAGUUUAUGGCAGAGCGGGAUGAGUUCCUGCCAGGGACGAGGCCAGGAAUAAAGGCACCUCAGUUCACUGAUUUUGAGGGUAAGACUUCAUUUGGGAUGUCCAUCUUCAAUCUCAGCAAUGCCAUUAUGGGCAGUGGAAUUCUGGGAUUAGCGUACGCCAUGUCCAAUACCGGUAUCAUCCUCUUCCUUAUCCUGUUAUUAUUCAUCGCCAUUUUGUCAGCCUAUUCCAUCCACCUCCUCCUGAGAAGUGCAGGAGUUGUAGGCAUCCGUGCCUAUGAGCAGCUAGGGCACCGUGCCUUUGGACAACCAGGCAAAGUUUUGGCUGGCUCCAUCAUCACCAUGCACAACAUUGGAGCGAUGUCCAGUUACCUCUUCAUUGUGAAGUCUGAGCUUCCGUUGGUCAUGCAGGCCUUUCUGGGCCUGACGGAAAAUACUGGAGAGUGGUAUUUGGAAGGGAGGUACCUGAUCAUCAUUGUAAGCGUCAUUAUCAUCUUUCCACUCUCACUCAUGAGACACCUUGGUUACCUUGGUUACACCAGUGGCUUUUCUCUCUCCUGUAUGGUUUUCUUCCUCAUCUCGGUGAUCUAUAAGAAGUUCAACAUCCCGUGUCCGCUGGAGGAAAUAACCAGUCACAGUAACCACUCAGCGUACGCCUUGAAGGAGAGUCAUGGUAACCACUCAUUCGUCACCCCGGCCUACGUCAAUUCUGAUGUGGACUUCUGUGAACCACAGCUAUUCACCAUCAACACGCAGACAGCAUAUACCAUCCCUAUCCUGGCUUUUGCUUUUGUCUGCCACCCUGAGGUGCUUCCCAUCUACACAGAGCUACAAGAUGCCACCAAGAAACGCAUGCAGACAGUUGCCAACAUCUCCAUUCUGGCCAUGUUCGUUAUGUACGGGCUAACCGCUAUCUUUGGUUACCUUACCUUCUUUGGUGGAGUAGAGUCCGAGCUCCUUCAUACAUACAUUAAAGUGGACCCCUUGGACACACUGAUCCUGUGUGUGCGUAUGGCUGUGCUGGUGGCUGUUACUCUUACUGUCCCUGUGGUUCUCUUUCCGAUUCGCAGGGCCCUGCUGCAGCUGCUGUUCCCUGAAAAGCCCUUCCACUGGGCUCGCCACAUCACCAUUGCUGUGUGUCUCCUUAUCAUCGUCAACCUACUGGUUAUCUUCGUGCCCACCAUCCGAGACAUUUUCGGUAUCAUUGGGGCGACCUCUGCACCCAGCCUGAUCUUCAUCCUCCCGGGAAUCUUCUACAUCAGGAUUGUUCCUGAAGAAACGGAACCUCUAAAAUCCAAACCAAAGAUUAUGGCUUCCUGUUUUGCUGUCUUAGGCUUCAUCUUCAUGGUGAUGAGUACGUCAUUCAUCAUUAUUGAUUGGGUGUCCGGAGAGUCUCGGAGUGGAGGCGGACACUAGCAACAGACAACAAUAAACAAGAAUACCAAAAUGCCAACCAAAGCUCUCCCAAACAUCAAAUUCUCCCCGACGUGCCCAUUAUUUGACCAUAGCCAAAUGACAGGGUCUCGGCUGGACAUGGAAAAUAAUAUAUACUGAACAGAAAUAUAAACGCAACAUGUAAAGUGUUGGUCCUAUAUUUCACGAGCUGAAAUAAAAUAUCCCAGAAAUGUUCCAUAUUUUUAUUCAGUGUAUAAUUUAACUUCCCCCACAAGAUGGCAUUAUGCUCCAUGUGGUGAAGAAAACAGAAGCAGCAGCACAACAACACAAAGCAACAGUUCUGAGGUGACAAACAUUGUGGUUUGCUUUUAGGAUGUUGUUUUGAGGCACUAGUAUAGUUGUCACUGGGACAACGGGUUUAAGUGAAAUGUGUACUAUUUUGACACGAGAAACAAUGAGAAACCGUAGGAAUUGUCUUCUAAGGGUAAUGAUAGUAUUUCUGUUAUAAGUGUACCAAUAAAUGGCUUCAUCAUUGCCAAAGUCAUCAUUACCUUCCUCAUCUACCUCCCUUGAAUCCUCAGUGAGAUAUUUGUAUACGUAAGGAAAUCAAAUGCAUCUAAUAUUCUGGCAUUCUGCAGAUUUUCUCUUUCUGGUAAAGUUUGACUUUUCAAACAAGAUUACAGAAUGUUAUGUAAUUUGCUCUAUUCCUGUCAUUCAAUGACUGUCUGUUGUUUUUAGUGCAAUCAAAUCCAGUGUUUUUGCCCUAUGCUCAUAUACAUAGUGAUAGGUGUAUUGAUUCCACAGCCUCCAGAUGUGAUCAUUAUUGUUAGUUGUUCCAUGAUACCAAACUCAUGUUAGGAUAACACAAUUGAGAGAUGUUCCUAUGAGUGCAGUUAUCAGCAGUGAUAAUGCCAGAAACCCUCCCAAUUAUUCAUGACUGAUUAUUUUAAAAGCUUUCAUUUAAACUCUAUUUAUAUUAUGUCCAGUAACUUGAAUUGGAUAUUUAAAACGUUUCUAUUGUUUAUAUCUAUCAUGUUGUAUAUACAACAAAUGUACUCCUAGUCAUCAUGAAUAUGAAAGGAAAGGGCUGUUUGUGUGAGCAUACAUGCUAAUGUCCACUCAACACAAACAAAUACUGACCUCAGCUUCGCUUGUCAGUCAGACUCAAGAGCAGAAGUAAUACAAUGUCUCCUGCUAUCUUUAGACUUGGCUUUUCUGAGUAAGUCUGUGAGAGCUCAGACAAACUGAGUCCUGUAUCAGACGUGGUAAGCUGAACUAUGGACCAACAUUUUUAAGAGAGAAUGGAGUCUGUGUUUUUUUAUUUGGUCUUAAAAAAAUGUUUAUGUUAUUUGUCCAAUAAAAGUUUAAUGUAAUUACA
Messenger RNA from Salvelinus fontinalis (brook trout), 4552 nucleotides. Its product is annotated as sodium-coupled neutral amino acid transporter 3-like. NCBI's taxonomy places the organism in Eukaryota, Metazoa, Chordata, Actinopteri, Salmoniformes, Salmonidae. The record is from RefSeq and is a predicted model, not a curated record. Gene Ontology annotation, biological process: serine transport; L-glutamine transport; L-histidine transmembrane transport. Gene Ontology annotation, molecular function: L-glutamine transmembrane transporter activity; glycine transmembrane transporter activity. Bases 1624 to 3195 code for a protein of 523 amino acids. The transcript is spliced from 17 exons.